GGCGUCGCACGAACGUUGUCGGCCACCGGACCGACCGUCUCGACCGAGCGUUCUCCUCUGGCGAAGCCAGUAUCAAGCCGGGAGCCGUCGAGAGGGUUGAUCCACCUCUGGAAUCGGUAGCGCACGCUGCGUUCCUAGGACGUCGUAUAGCCCGCGAAGACAGGCCUGGAACGUUGGUACCGUGUCCCAGGACGUACCGGGAGUACCAACCGCCAGCAGACAUCGGUCGUCGGAGGUUGGCCGGCAAGCGACGCCAAGCACGAGCACGAGCAACCUGACCCACGGUGUCUCGCGCGCGCGUUUCUACACGGGUGGCUGCUGCCUCGGCGUUCAGGUGCAGUGGCUGCCAGUGGAACUCACCAGUCGGAUGAAAAAAAUGGGGCGUACGCCGUGCCACGAAAGGCGGAUCGAUCGCGAAAUAAACGUACGCUGGAUGGACGACGCGGAGUAACCUGUUUCGCGGAUUCACGCGAACGCCAGCCGCCCAUCCGCCGCAAAAAUCCGAGCUGUUUCGACGAGCUGGUGUGUGCGGGCCCAACGCGUCGUCGAGCAUCGUGUGUCUCUGCCGCCGCCGUCGCCACGCCAUAGUGCGCGACUGUUGGGACGUCGACGGGCUGUCUGGUUCCCACCGUGUCCCUGGCGAGUCGAAAGGAGACAGCCGGAAGCUUCGCCAUCGGUUUUUCGUGCGACGCAGAGAGAGAGAGAGAAGAGAGAGGCGAAUCAACGGCAGACCGGAAGCAGAUCGAAGGCGGAUCGAAAGCCGAUUCCGAAACCCGGAGUACCGUGCCGGAGAGUCACUCUCUCUUUCCAUAGCCGUCGCCUACGCACGCAGCGCAGGCGAGACGGCUUGCGCGUGCGUGCUCACGUGCGAGCGUAGCCGGCACAACGUGGUUCGCGGCGGUACACAACGGGGGUUAGGGGGCGAGCAGCCAGGUCGGAGAGUCUAGUCGGAUGAUCGAGGCGGUCCAGUGAUUCCCCGGGAUUACGGUGUGAUGUGACGAAGAAGAGAGGAUCCAAGAUCCGAGAACCGAGGAUCGCGCGCGCGCGCACGCGUGCUGCCGCUUGCUUUUCGUCGCCGAGACGAGAGAGUGUUUUGCCUGAACAAUCUUGAUGCCCAGGGCCUAGCGGCGAUAUCCGGAGUCACCGACGAACCAUGCAUUCCCCGAUCCUGCCUCUGCUGGUGGUGUUGCUCGGCCAGGCGGCCCUGUCCUUCGUCCUCGAGGGCUCGGCGACCAGCUACGCGCAGUUCCGCAAGUGGAACGCCGGGCUGAACGGCACCUUGGAGUUCGAGUUCAAGACCGAGCAGGGCAACGGGCUGCUGCUUUACACCGACGACGGUGGCACAUACGACUUCUUCGAGGUGAAGCUCGUCGAGAGCGCGCUCAGGCUGAGGUACAACCUCGGCGGCGGUGCGCAGAUCGUCACCGUCGGCCAUGACCUCGGCGACGGGCACUGGCACAAGGUGCAGAUCACCAGGUGCAACGAGAACACCACGCUGACCGUCGACGGCGUCAGCGCCGUCUCCACGUCCAGGGGCAAGGAGUUCGAGUUCGGAAAGCUGCCCGGCAAUUCGGACGUGUACGUGGGCGGCAUGCCCAGCUGGUACAACAGCAAGCUCACGCUGCUCGCGCUGCCCAGCGUGAUCUUCGAGCCAAGGUUCAACGGGUUCAUCAGGAACCUCGUGUACGCCGACGGGGAGAGUUCCGUGCCCAAGAGGCAGGAGAUGAAGAGCCGGGAUGCCAAGGUAGGUGGGGUUCCGAUGGCCGGAAUAUGUUUUGUCUGUGUGCGAUGA
Molecule: messenger RNA, 1792 nt
Organism: Megalopta genalis
Lineage: Eukaryota; Metazoa; Arthropoda; Insecta; Hymenoptera; Halictidae
Source: RefSeq, a predicted model, not a curated record